CCGGAGACCGUCUUUAAUUUCACUGUUGGGAGCGCGCCGGACGCCGUUACAGUUGACCAUAUUUCCCGCCUAUUGUACUACACCGAAUUCAGAUAUGAAACCAUUGGUGUGAUGAGAUUGGACGGCUCACAACACAAGAUCUUGUUAAGAACUGGAUUGGAUAUGCCGAGAGCGAUAACGUUGGAUCCAGUUAAUGGUUGGAUGUAUUGGACUGAUUGGGGAACGGAAGCAAAGAUCGAACGCGCGCACAUGGACGGCGAAAACAGACAAAGUGUGGCGUACACGGAUCUAUCAUGGCCGAACGGAAUAGAUAUUGACAUCCCUGAACAGCAACUUUAUUGGUGCGACGGAAAUUAUUCCAAAAUUGAAGUGUCCGACCCAGAUGGAAGUAACAGACGGUCUUUGAUCGAAGCGGGAGAUACUCUUGGUGGUCACUACUAUGGCAUUGCCGUGGACGACCAGCAGAUCUAUUUCACUGAUUGGAAGUUCAAUGCCUGGGCGUUCCACAGAGCCAACAAACACGACGGCAGUAACUCGACUGUUGCUGGCGCCAGUUUUAUUCCAACGGCCAGGUUAACUGGUGUUCACGUGUACAGAAGGUCAUAUCAUUUAUCAGGUUCCAACGGCUGCAGCAUAAACAAUGGGGGUUGUCCAUACCUGUGUCUGCCAAAACCCAACGGCAGAACGUGCGCAUGCCCAGAUGAAUUGUCCGGUUGCAUUUCGACUACAUCUGCUACCACAUCUACAACUACUGUUGUAACAACAAAGCCUACUACUAUUACUACUACUACUACUACACCAACCACAACGAUUACUACUACACCUACUUCAACUACACCAACAACCACUAAGCCAACCACGACGACUAUUAGUUCAACAACAACAACGCCAACUACGGCUUCUACUACGCCUACUACCACCACCGGCACAACGACAGUGUCCGCUUUACCUCCCACGGUCACGCCAGCGUCUACCACCUCGAACGUAACUCCCACCACUGAAAAAAAUGAAGCUCGAUUUGAAGCAGUGAAAGGCGAGGACUCGGCAAGCAUCCCGCUGGUAAUUGGUGUCGCAGUGGCCACACCGUUGGUCACCGUUAUUUUGGUGGUGGUCAUCAUACUAGUAUUUCUUAGGAGACGAAGAACACCGCUACCUGACCCACUAAACUUACAUGUUCCUCACCUCAACCCCGCGUUUUCCGACGGUCCGGCACCUGCCCCGCCUAAAUCACCUAAAGGACAACUUCGUGUGUCAACCAAUUCGGACUAUGACACAAUUCCAGGUGAUUACCUAACAUCGACGGCAGAUGAUACUUAUGAAGUACCAGUGACCCAAGAGGAUCAGUAUUCGGAUUAUGCCAGCAUCUUACCGCAGCAUGUCGACGUAUAACCAGCAGCUUCAAAGGGGGUAUCUCCCCCCCCCCCCUA
Molecule: messenger RNA, 1427 nt
Organism: Lingula anatina
Lineage: Eukaryota; Metazoa; Brachiopoda; Lingulata; Lingulida; Lingulidae
Product: low-density lipoprotein receptor-related protein 8-like
Biological process (GO): canonical Wnt signaling pathway
Cellular component (GO): plasma membrane
Molecular function (GO): Wnt-protein binding; Wnt receptor activity
Source: RefSeq, a predicted model, not a curated record